UCCCAUCCCCCGUCACCCUCGAUAUUUUUUCUGAAUGAAGGUCCAGCGAUGUUUAUUGCACGGUAACCUUCGGGCCCAGGUCCAUUGGCUACCCACCGUCUCACCAAUCCGAGUCCGAGCCCCAGCACCCAAGCGAUGCGGAAACGUCCGUCUUAGACAUUACACAUCCCCAGCACCGCGAGGAUACCGUCCGCUAGAGACCCUCGAAGAUGCCAACAUAAACUCCUUUCGUGAGGAAUACUUUACUCCGGAGCGUCCUAUAAUCCUCCCCCGUCGGUACUUUCGCAACAUCCCUGCCUUCCAACGCUGGUUCCAGUCCUCCCCGUCGCUCGCAGUCGCGCAACUGAAUACCGCAUACCUAGCCCAACACGGUGCAGACGCAUCAGUUCCUCUCGAGCUUACGCAGGUAGAUGAAUCGGCGCAGAAAUUUCGCAAGUUCUACGGGCCCCUUAGUCUUUUUCUAGACUGGAUUCGCGCAGCAGAGUUACAGCCGCAGUCCACACGCCUCUAUCUAGCCCAGUGCCAGUUACUGGACUUGCCGCAGGUGCUUCGGGAUGACUUCCCUACACCGGAGCUUGUAGCGCAGGCCGGCAAAGGCGAUGUCUAUGACACUAAUGUGUGGAUUGGCUAUCCGCCGACGUAUACCCCUCUGCACCGGGACCCCAAUCCGAACCUGUUUGUUCAGCUUGCCGGGCGGAAGGUAGUGCGAUUGUUAACGCCCAAUGAUGGGCAGAUAGUGUUUUCGGCUGUACGUGGACAUAUUGGUCGAAGUGGGGGGCGGGAAGCUGCUGCCUUUCGUGGGGAAGAGAUGAUGCAGGGACAAGAGAGGGGUUUGCUGGAGCAAGCGGUUUGGGAUGAGACAGCUGGGCAGAGAUACCAAGGGUAUGAAGCAGAGUUAGAAGCGGGCGAUGGGCUGUUUAUUCCCAAAGGGUGGUGGCAUAGCAUUAAGGGGACGGGGGAGGGCGUCACAGCUUCGGUCAAUUGGUGGUUUCGAUGACGCCAAGCUAAUAUUCCCAUUGAGAAGAGCUAUUGGUCAGUUCAACUAAUUUUCUUGCCGAAAGACUACUACUCCGUAGGUAAUUGCGAUGUUAGACGACGACAAUCUACCAG
Aspergillus ochraceoroseus IBT 24754 is the source of this 1110-nucleotide messenger RNA. RefSeq names its product putative JmjC domain protein. Gene Ontology annotation, molecular function: 2-oxoglutarate-dependent dioxygenase activity. NCBI's taxonomy places the organism in Eukaryota, Fungi, Ascomycota, Eurotiomycetes, Eurotiales, Aspergillaceae. The record is from RefSeq and is a predicted model, not a curated record. The transcript is spliced from 2 exons. The coding region runs from base 35 to 997 and encodes 320 amino acids.